CUUUUGUAUCUUCUGCCUAAUGGGAGAGGGGAGAACAGAGAAUGCCUGGGGUGGUGAGUCUUUCAUUAUGCUGGCUGCUAUUCUGAGACAGCGAGAAGUAUAGAUAGAGUCUAUGGAGCGGCUGAUGGUUUCUGUAUGGUGUGCCCACAACUCUGCUGUUUAUGAGGUCACUGGCAGAGCAGUUGCAGUACCAGGCUGUAAUGUAUCCGGCUGGAUAGGAUGUGUUCAAUGAUGUAUUGGUAACACUUGGUAAGGGUUGAUGUGGAGAAGCCAGAUUUCUAAAGGCUGCUGUUUUCUUGGCCAUGGCAUCCACAUGGUUGGACCAGGACAGGCUGUUGCUGAUGUUGUCUCCUAGGUACUUGAGACUCUUAGCCCUUUCACCCUCAGCACAGCUGUUAGACAUUGACAUUCCCUUUCUGAAGUCAGUGACCAGCUCUUGUGUUUUUGUUGACAUUGAGGGGAAGGUUGUUUUCAGGACACCAUGUUACUAAAUUCUCUUAUCGCCUUCCUGUACUACCUUGCAUUGUUGCUUGAGGUACGGUCAACUUUGGCAUCGUUUGCAAACACAUUGAUGGAGUUAGAGCAGAAUCUAACCAUGGUCAUGAGAGUUGCUGCCUAUCCUUACUGAUUAUGGUCUAUUGGUCAGGAAUCAAUGAAAGGUUGGCUACACAGUCCUUUUACUAGAAGUAGCAGGCAGAACUCCCCCAACAUGUAGAUACGACAGGGGAAGGCUCUAGGUACAUAAGUGUGUGAGUUUGUGGAUGAGCAAAUAGUAAGGACUGAGUUUAUUGCUCUUUCAUGAGUUAUUCUUUACCAGCAAAGUGGAGAAGACAUUCUUAAAGGGUACUUAGGAGACUUAAUGUCAUAAAAACAGAUGGACAUGCCCUUGGUUUAUUUUCUCCUUAGGAACCUCUCACUUCUAGGAAUGCACUCCCCAGAGGGUGAAUUCAAAUGUCAAGCAAAUUUAUUUGUUCAAGCUCUAUGUCAGCUAUUGAACCUACUUACCUUCGAAACUGAAAACAUUAUACCACCAAGCCAAGCUAGUUUGUGGUUAAUAUCCUGAACUAUGUUGCCCUUGGCUUUUCUUGCAGUAUUCAAUUUACAGUUUAUUCUAAUUGUGUGACAAUGGUGAGACCUCAAAAAACGUAGGGAAACAUGCAUGUUCACUGUUUACUGAGAGCAGAAGGAUAAGCAGGUAAGGGGGCAAGAAUGGAUACUUUUUAUUAAAAAUACACAUGAACAUAGGUUAUGAUAUAAUUGUAGUAAACAUUGGUCUACUAUUUUGUCACAUGAACAUGUGACAUGUCACAGUGAAAACUUUUGCUACUCAUGGGACAGAACAUGCUACACACAAGCACAUUGAGAUAGUAAAUAGCAAACAGAAAGCAGAAUGUAGUGUUGCGGCUUCAGAGAAAAUACAGUGCAGGUAAACGUGCCGUGCAAGGACUGUGGCAAUGUGGAUUGGGAGAUCAGGAAUUCAUAUCUCACAUGAGAGGUGCAUUCAAGUGCCUGAUAGAAGUCACUCUAGAUACAGAUGGUACUGUUUGUGCUUUUAAUCUUUUGUAUCUCUGCCAGCAGGUGAGGGGGACAGAGAGAAUGACUGGAGUGAGAAAAGUACUUAGUGUGAACUCAGUGAAUGGAGUGACGACUGAUAUGCAUGAUGGGUUGGAUUGCAUUCAGAGCUCUUUUAUUUCCUGUGCAUUGAAUGAGCAUUUUUGUGGGAGAGUCACAAGCAUUGGAAUUUAACUACAUAAUAAGGGGCAAGAGAUUUAAAACUGAUGUGCAUAGAAUUUUAUUUGUCUUAGCAUAGUGGAUCUGAGGUCUGUCCCGUCUAGCCCUGGGCCCGAACUGUCCUAAUGUUUUUUGUAUUCUGACUAUUACAAACAUAUUUUGAUUUUUAAUUUUACCAACUGACAUAUUACAAAUUUAUUGCAAUUAAGGCAACUUAAAAUGAGUGUACAAGAAAUAUAAUUGCAGGAAGAAAUUAAUUUUUCUAGAAUAUCAUUUUUAUUAUCUAAAAUGUACAGUCAGAUAUGCUUUGUGUUUGUCUAUAUGCAUUUUUGUAUUUUGUUAACAAGCUUUUUUGCAUGUUCAGGAAUGAUAUUGCAGGUAUUCCCUGUGUGACAGCCAUUUGGACUGUGGAAGUUUCCCUUGGCAGAAUUCACAAAUCACUACUGAAAAAUUUGAGAUGCAAUUUAAAAUUCGUUCUCAUGGAAUUUGGAUGUGUGUGUGGUUGAAACUGCAGCGUCAGAAGUCGCCAGAAAUUAGCAGGAAACUGAAUAGACAUUCUGAACAUGGAGGAGACUGAUAGGGAGGCUGUAUCGACAGCUGCGCAGCGAGUGGCUGGAAUGCUUCAGCGACCUGAUCAGCUGGACAAAGUCGAGCAGUAUCGCAGACGAGAAGCUCGGAAGAAGGCCUCUGUGGAAGCCAGACUAAAGGCAGCUAUUCAGUCUCAGCUGGAUGGAGUACGGACUGGGCUCAGUCAGCUUCACAAUGCUUUGAAUGAUGUUAAGGACAUCCAGCAUUCCUUGGCAGAUGUCAGUAAGGACUGGAGACAAAGCAUUAACACAAUAGAGAACCUGAAGGAUGUGAAAGAUGCUGUGGUUCAACAUAGUCAGCUGGCAGCUGCAGUUGAAAACCUGAAGAACAUUUUUUCGGUUCCAGAGAUUGUGCAAGAGGCCUAUGAACUAAUUGAACGCGGAGAAUUGCUUUUGGCUCACCGAAAACUGAUGGACCUGGAGUGCUCCCGUGAUGAUCUCAUGUAUGAGCAAUAUCGUAUGGAUAGCAAGAAUACGCAUGAUAUGAAACUAAUUCAGGCCUAUUUCACUGAGGUGCAGAACCUCUCUGAGCAAAUGGGGAAGCAAAUUUGGAUGCUGGUGCAAAGGUCCUCAGUAACAGUCCGCAGUGAUCCUGCCCAGCUUGUCUCAAUGGUUCGAAUCAUUGAGCGAGAAGAAAAAAUUGAUAAGAGAAUGCUUGACCGGCAGAAGCAGACUGGGUUCAUUCCUCCUGGCAGACCAAAAAAGUGGAAAAGCAAAUUGUUUGCAGUUUUAGAACAGACUGUUGCAAAUCGGAUUGAAGCCAGUCAGUCUGAUACACGAGAGUUAGAUAAAAUGUGGCUUGUGCGUCACUUGGAGCUCACACGCAAAUAUGUUCUUGACGACUUGCUAGUUAUGAAGAACUUGAUGGCGCAGUGUUUUCCCCCUCACUACAACAUCUUCAGAAAGCUUCAGAGUUUGUACCAUGAGGCACUGGUGGCACGUGUGGAAGAACUUGCUUCUGAGGAUCUAGAGGCAAAUGAAAUUGUUUCUCUUCUGACUUGGGUUCUAAAUACAUACAAGAGUGAGGAUAUGAUGGGGCACCCAGAUCUUGCACCAGAAGUAGAUGUGAAGUCCCUGGAACCCUUACUUUCAAAUGAUGUGGCCAAUAUACUUCUCAGCAAAUACAUGACAACCCUCACUUCCAAUAUUAUUGGAUGGCUACGGAAAGCACUUGAAACUGACAAGAAGGAUUGGAGAAAGGAUCAAGAGCCAGAAGCAGAUCAGGAUGGUUACUAUCAAACUACUUUGCCAGCUAUUGUAUUUCAGAUGUUUGAACAAAAUCUACAGGUAGCUGCUCAAAUCAGUGAUGAUCUGAAACUUAAGGUGCUAGCGUUGUGCCUUCAGCAAAUGAAUUCUUUCUUGAGCAGGUACAAGGAAGAGGUGACAUUAUAUAAAGAUGACCAUUUGAAGGAUCGUCAGCACCCUCAGUUCUACAUUCAGUAUAUGGUUGCAGUUGUUAACAACUGCCAAACUUUCAAAGAAUCACUCAACAGUUUAAAGAGGAAAUACACAAAGUUUGAGAUAGAGUUGGAAGACCAUUAUCCUAAUCAGCCAACAAUAGAGGGGACUCUGGAUAAUAUUGCCAAAGAUGGGUGUGCCUAUCUGCUAGAUGAAGUGUUCCUUGAUUUGGAGCCUCAUCUUCAAGGGUUGAUGACCAGAAAAUGGCUUGCUGGGUCUAAUGCUGUAGAUACCAUUUGUGUUACCGUAGAGGAUUAUUUCAACGACUUUGCUAAAAUUAAAAGACCAUACAGCAAGGACAUAACAAUAGAGGCUCAUAGAAGGGUUGUGGUGGAGUAUAUCAGAACUAUGAUGCAAAGAAGAAUCACAUUCAAAAGUGUGGAUGAACGUAGAGAAGGGGCCGAGAGAGUUAUAAAAGAUGCAGAACAAUUUUGGUUCUUGUUUAAGAAGCUUUCAGCUGAUUUUGAUGAAGACACUGAUCUGCUGUGUGAUGCUAUCCCAGCAUUAGCUGAAGUCUUAAAGCUCACUGAUCCAUCUUUAUUAUGCCUUGAGGUCUCUACAUUAGUUAAUAAAUUUCCUGACUUCAGGGAAGAACAUAUCACUGCCCUCCUAGCAAUGAGAGGAGAUGCCAGCAGGGAAAUGAAACAAACGGUCAUCGAAACUUUGUGCCAAAACCAAACUCAUCCUGGUCCUAAUUUUAAGCCAAUCUUCAAAGAUAUUUCUGCACAAAAUUUAACAUUGGCAAAAUUAGUAAAAUGAAAUGUUCCUAUUUGGAAGUUAACAUAUACAAUAGACCUUGCUUUCACAUUGUUUUGGAAGCAUCUAGAAAGUAACUUGGGAGGUUGUACUUUAAGCUUGAGUAUACAUGAAAUAAUUUUUAUUUUAAAUUAUCAGUGCAAGUUUCUCUGACAGUGAAUUGUAAAAUGAGUAGACUCUACUAGCUUAAAAAGGUGUGUGUUUGGCAGAGACACUCACAAACUGAGUUCUAGGAUCUGCCAGGUGACAGUCUGGUAGUCUUCAGGAUCCAAGAGUGUAGACUUUGCUUCACUACUUUUAGCAACUAAAAGUAUUUGGGCUCAACAGGCAGGGCUUCAUUGCUAUUAGUGAGCUUGUUAAUGAUGCAGUAAAAUAACAGCUCUGUUGACAAGCAACUUUGUAUGUAUUUUUGCCUUUUGUCAGCAUUUUUGAGAACAAAUAAUGCCAAUUUUGGAAGACAAAAUGAGGAAUGUAUUUUUAUGUAUGCACGUUUGUAUAGGGUUUGAGGUGCAUAUCCAUAAGCAAAACAGACUGCUUUGCAGAGGCUUUUUAAUUGAUUGUAAUUGUGUUCUGUAAAAUAAGUUUGCAAAUGUCCCAAUAUGAAAACUCAACAAUAGUUUGACAGACAUUUCAAACAGCAUUUGUGGUGCCUGCUCUUUAAAAGAUCAAAUUUAAACAUGUAUAAGACAAAGCACGAGUGUAAGGGGUAUUGUUAAUGGCUCUGCCAUAAUGUGCCAUAAGCUAUUUUGCUUUUGUGCAUCUAAGUUUUAAGAAAUUGUUAUUUUAAUGAAACAAAUGUAUUACCCUGAUAAAUGAUUAAAUUUAUGGGUAAAUGCCAGACAGGUCUUGUUUUGUGAAACAUUUGAGCGGUGGCCAUUUGUGUAUUCGGGCGGAUAACUUCGCUAUCAUCUUUAUCCAUUUUCUUAAAGAAACUGUAUCUUGAUUUGCUAUUUGGACCUAAUUGAAAAGCAAAACUUAAAAAAUUACAAUAUUUGUAUUAUUCUAGCUUGAAAUCUAGCAUUAAAGGUUUGGUUACACUCUCCUCACAUUGGGCUGGGGAAAGGAGUCAUCUGUUCUUUGCCUAAAACAAGUUGGAAACACUACCAUCAGCUAUUCAAAGUUCCUUAUUUACUUUCAUACUAUGUAUUCAGAUUUGCUGUGAUGUUCAGUAAUUUGCCUUUCAGAUAUAAGUUAACGAGAAGAUACCCCAUUCAGAGCUGCUUAGCCAUUUCUCUUUCUGUCUGACGUGUUAUACCCCUGAAGGAUAAGUGUCUAACUUUGGCUUGCUGCAUACUGAUAUGUGUAGCCUAGAUUCCAUUUGUAAUAUACAAUUACUUUUCCUGAUUAUGUGCAUUAUCAUUGAUCGUAUAUCAAGUCUUGGUUGUCUAUGAUGCAGUAACUUAUCUAAGCUGACACUGUAUUUCCAAAAUAUCAGAUGAACAGAUCUUGCUCCUAGACUUCAGCCUACAAUAGCCAAUUCCUUCACAUGUGCCUUCUGUGGCAUCUGAUUUUGCUGAACAUCUUGUCCGCCUCUUGUGAAUAUAUAACCACAAACAUUAAGAAGCCCAGUCCUAUGCUAAGUAACAUUUUCGAAUUAAAUAUGAUGGUUCACUGUGUGACAGCAUUGUCGUUAAGAGCACGUUCUUAGAAUCUCUUCCAAGUGAUCACAUUUAUGAUUAAUUGGUUAAAGCCUGUCAUUCAUACAAUCAAAUUUUAAAUAAAGCUCAUUUUGAAUCUCAAUACAAAUAGAAUUUUAUUACAAAUGGAAACACAUAAACCACACUUCCAUAUGUAGUUUUGAUUUUGAUGAAGCAAUGCAAUAGUCAUUUCCACACAACACAAAACAACAAUUUUAAUAAGUUAAACUUAUAACAGCAUCGAUGAAAUUAUAGGAACGCCUUGAUAUCGGAAAUGUAAGGGAGAACGUUUCAGGUAGGGAUAUUAAGAGGAGCCAAACAGACUUUCUCUGCUAUAUUCUACAUUUGACUCAACAAGGGAGGAUAGCAGGAACUUAAAGAAAAAGAUUAAUACUCUAAUUUUUACAUAUCAUAACAGAUAAUGAAGACAUUACAUAUUAAGUUGCAGUUAGAAUAACAAAUUUAUAUGUAAUAAGGUACUGUUGUAUUUUUUGCAUCCUAGAUUACAAAUAAAUGGCUUCUGUUUAUCAAUG
Molecule: messenger RNA, 6702 nt
Organism: Hypanus sabinus (Atlantic stingray)
Lineage: Eukaryota; Metazoa; Chordata; Chondrichthyes; Myliobatiformes; Dasyatidae
Gene: exoc3
Product: exocyst complex component 3
Exons: 14
Coding region: 2295-4535 (746 amino acids)
Biological process (GO): exocytosis; exocyst localization
Cellular component (GO): exocyst
Molecular function (GO): SNARE binding
Source: RefSeq, a predicted model, not a curated record